GUCACGAAUGGAUGUGUUCGAAUUGAGAAAUAAGCACUGACAUGCGAGAUGCUAUCUCAAAAAUUAGCUUAGAACUAGAAAAGGCAGUGGUUAACACUGGAACAGAGUCCAGACAGACUUUGGCAACAUUGCAAGAUGCUUCUAUUCUGGAUUUUUAUUCAGAGUCUCUUGCUGAAAGUGGAUUUUGUGGACCUUUUGCCAUUAACGGAAGGUAAACAGGGUGUUCCAGAGUUGGUGCCAUCAAUAAUAUCAGAAUCAUCUGAUGUUUCAACAGAGAUACAAAAUGAAGUCUUGAUAAAAGCCCAGGAAUACUUUAACCACUUUUAUGGUGAAGCUCGCAGCUUUAAACGAAUGGGAAAUCCAAUGGAAGGAAAAAUAAGGGCCAUGCAGGAAUUCUUCGGUCUAAAUGUUACAGGCAAAAUAGACAAUGAGACCAUAAAAGUUAUCCAACAACCAAGAUGUGGUGUUCCAGAUGUACAAAGAUUUAGUCUCUUUGCAUCAAAGCCAAAGUGGCAGAAAAAUACUAUAACUUACAGAAUUAUAAAUUAUACUCCCGAUAUAACUCAAGCUGAAGUGAGCUAUGCCAUAUCCCGUGCUCUUAAGCUGUGGAGUGAUGUCACACCCUUGAACUUUCUACAGAUCUACUCCGGGGAUGCAGAUAUUAUGAUUUCAUUUGGUUCUAAAGUUCAUGGUGAUUUUUUUGCAUUCGAUGGACCAUAUGGUGUGUUAGCACAUGCCUUUGCACCAAGUGAAGGUAUUGGGGGAGAUGCACAUUUUGAUGAGGAUGAAACGUGGACACUGGGACCUAAAGGUGCCAAUAUAUUCCUUGUUGCUGCCCACGAAUUUGGACAUUCACUGGGACUUGAACAUUCAAAAGAUGCAACAGCCUUAAUGUAUCCAACAACCAGUCUUGAUAGACCUAUAGAUCCCACAACGUUUAGACUAUCUGCGGACGAUAUUGCAGGAAUCCAGGCUCUCUAUGGAGCAAGAGAUCCCAAUGUGUCAAAACCUAAGCCAAACCCAACAAAACCACCACUGAAGCCUCAACCAAAACCAACUCUCCCUCCUAAAAAACCAACAAAGGCCCCUCUGAACCCAGUGGUGCCAAGAAAAUGUGACCGAACUUUGGAAUUUGAUGCUGUUACCAGCAUGAGAGGAGAUUUACUUUUCUUCAAAGAUGGGAUUAUUUGGAGAAAGAGUUCUCGUUUGCGCGAUGUUGAAGCUAUCGCCAUCAAUUCUGUUUGGCCAAACUUGGACAGAGUCGACGCAGCUUAUGAAGUUCCAGAGAGAGACAUUGUUUACUUAUUCAAAGGUAGACAACAUUGGGCCGUCAGUGGUGGCAGGAUGCUUUGGGGGUACCCUCGUGAUAUCUCAGAAUUUGGAUUCCCAAGCUCUGUUACAAAAAUAGAUGCUGCAAUGUACAUUAAUGAUGAGAAGAAAGCCAUUUUCUUUGUAGGGGAUAAGUAUUGGAGUUAUGAUCGUUCAAAAUUCAGAAUGGAUCCCAAGUCGCCCAAAAAGAUAAAAGACAAAUUUCCUGGAAUUAAUAAAAAAGUGGGAUCUGCUUUCAAAAAUUAUGAUUACCUUUACUUCGCCAAUGGACCUAAUCAGCUGGAAUAUAAUAACAGAAGACAACGGGUGCUUCGAACUUUUCCUAAUUACUCAUGGCUAAACUGCUCUUAAAGAAAUUUGCAUAUUUUUUUUUAUUAUUUGUUUCCUGUUAUUAAACAUUAAAUGUGCAAUCUAUCAUCAUAUAACUCAUUAAGUGUAUAAACAUAUAUUAAAAUGUAAAAUAUAUCCUGAA
Messenger RNA from Pelobates fuscus (common spadefoot toad), 1801 nucleotides. RefSeq names its product stromelysin-1-like. Gene Ontology annotation, biological process: collagen catabolic process; extracellular matrix organization; proteolysis. Gene Ontology annotation, cellular component: extracellular matrix. The record is from RefSeq and is a predicted model, not a curated record. The transcript has 10 exons. Bases 136 to 1680 code for a protein of 514 amino acids. NCBI's taxonomy places the organism in Eukaryota, Metazoa, Chordata, Amphibia, Anura, Pelobatidae. Gene Ontology annotation, molecular function: metalloendopeptidase activity; zinc ion binding.